Messenger RNA from Cercocebus atys (sooty mangabey), 1831 nucleotides. It is a transcript of the gene LRRC74B, whose product is annotated as leucine rich repeat containing 74B. Gene Ontology annotation, molecular function: protein binding. Lineage: Eukaryota; Metazoa; Chordata; Mammalia; Primates; Cercopithecidae. The record is from RefSeq and is a predicted model, not a curated record.
GGAGCCUCAGCUCAGGCUAGCCACGGUUUCCACGGCAACCAACAACACCGGGUUGCCGGGGCGACCGCCGCUGGGGAGCUCGUCGCUAAUUGGCGUGGCCGACGCCAGUCGAUGGACGCCACAUUCGAUUGGUCAGCGCAGCCGCAGACUCCGCCCACAUCCCCGGGCCGCGCUCUAGGUGAGGCGCCAAGCGGUCUUCGCCUGAGGGUCUGAGGCUGCGAAAGGGGCUUAACCAUGAAUGGUUCCUGCGAGAGGUCUGGGGAGGAUGAAGAGCAAGAGGAAGAGGCGACGGCGGCCUGUGGACGUCUUGCAGGGGUCCCCCAGGCCAAGCAGGGUCCCGAGGCCGCGGACUCCGACCUGGAGACGCAAGGCACCCAUGGGCUUGGAGAACUGGUCGGGGACACCCUCUACCUGAGGUCCUGCUGGAUCCAUAGUGUUGUGCCCAUCUUCUGCUUUCUGUGCCAAGGGAGCACCCCAGAGCUGAACCUGCCGCAUGGUGGCCUGGGGCCCCAGGGCGCCCGGGCUCUGGCUUCCUCGUUGAGCUCCAAUCCAUAUGUCAAGUAGCUGAACCUUUGGGACAAUGGGCUCUAUGGGGCAGGUACAGAGGCCCUGGCAGGUGCCCUGAGCAAAAGCAGCAGCAUCUGUGCUGUGGACCUGUCGGAGAACCAGCUGGGAGUGGCAGGAGCCCAGGCCCUCUGUGCUGCUUUCACCAUCAACCGGGCCGUGGAGAAGAUACAGCUGUCAGGGAAUGGCCUGGAGGAGCAGGCGGCCCAGUACCUUGCUGAACUCCUGCUGGGCCACACAGACCUGAAGUCCCUGGACCUGAGCUAUAACCAGCUGAAUGAGCAAGCAGAUGAAGCGUACACAGGGACCUACAGGCAGCUCUUCCACCCGGAGCAGCUGAUCACCGAGAAGGAAGAUGCAGCCAGUAAUUACUCCAGAGGCCAUUACACCAUCGGCAAGGAGACCUGGUCCUGGACCAGAUCCACAAACUGUCCCCCAGGUCUCCACGGCUGUGGUGGAGCCCUACAACUCCAUCCUGACCACCUACAUGACCCUGGAACAUUCUGACUGUGCCUUCAUGGUCGAUGGCAAAGCCACCUAUGACAUGUUGGUGCAACCUGGACAUUGAGUGUCCCACAUACACCAACCUCAGUCAUCUGAUUGGGCAGAUCGUGUCCUCCAUCACGGCCUCCCUGUGAUUCAAUGGGGCCCUGAAUGUGGAUCUGACAGAAUUCCAAACCAACUUGGGGCCGUACCCUCAUAUCCACCUUCCCCUGGCCACCUACGCCCCGGUCAUCUCAGCCAAGAAGGCCUACCACGAGCAGCUGUCCGUGGCCGAGAUCGCCAAAGCCUGCUUUGAGCCAGCCAAUCAGAUGGUCGCUGUGACCCUCGCCACGGCAAGUACGUGGCCUGCUGCAUGUUGUACAGGGGGGAUGUGGUCUCCAAAGAUGUCAGUGCGGCUGUCGCCACCAUUGAGAGCAAGCGCACCAACCAGUUUGUGGGUUGGUGUCCGACUGGAUGUAAGGUAGGACUGGGUGAGGUGGAGUCCUUGUGCCGUCAGGAAGCAGCAGACCUGCAGAAUAAUGCUGCCCGUGAAGGCCCGCAUCCUUUGUGGAGACAACCCCUUUUCAUGUCAGCUAGGUUGCAAGGAGAAUAAUUUUAGUAAUUUAUUUCCUACCGCCUUAUACUUUACCAAAUACUUUAUGUUCCCUUAUAUGUUACCACCACCCUUUAAAGUUCAUGGGGCAAUAUUACCAGCAUCUUACACUUUAGAAAACAGAGGCUGAGGCCGGGCAUGGUGGCUCACACCUAUAAUCCCAGCACUUUG